UUAUCUGGAGAGUACUGGAUGUGGGAACACAGCCAACGAGGAGCCUCACAGAGAUCAGAGGGGAGAUCUGAGCCCCCACGUGAUGACUCACUCAGUCUGUGCCAGACACGGAAGAGAAGCCAACACCUCAGGAGACGCCAGGCCCCCACCUCUGUGUUCUGGAACACACCAGGUGGCUCAGAUUAUGAUUAGUGUGAAAUUCAUCGUCUAUGGGAUAAUUGGAAUUUCAGUUCUCCAUUACGCAACACCCAACACCGGUUUCUUCUCAUUUCAGAUAGGCUUCCCGAUAUGGGCAGCUUUACCUUUUAUCGUUUCUGGAUCUAUGACAGUUCUGUCUGCAAAGAAGCAAACCAAAGCUCUGCUGAGAGGAAAUCUGAGAGCUAACACUCUCAGCACAGUUGUUUCGAGUAUCGGAAUUCUCAUUCUUUCACACAACUUAGUAAAAACCACCUUCAUGGACUGUGACGUGGAAGAUUUAUGUCUUGGUGUCACAUCAGUUGUAACUGGUCUUGUGGUUAUACUGAUGAUCCUGAACUGUCUGCAAUUUUUAAUUACACUUGCUCUGUCCAUGCUCACCUACAAUGUGGAUGGCAAGAGAAUUGACUGGGUUUCUGCAUUAUCUUUCCUGAAAUCGGCUUCCGAAAGUCCUUAUCAAGGCUUGGUGCAUCAGCCUUCCUUCUACCAAAACCUUGAGAGGAAGGACACAUUGUUAUACUAUAACACCUGAGACAAGUACGAUAUGAGAGUAUGCUUCUGCUACCUGCAGUCAUGGAGAUGGAAACUGGAAGAAUAAAACGAGAUAAGGCCAAAA
Felis catus (domestic cat) is the source of this 811-nucleotide messenger RNA. Its product is annotated as membrane-spanning 4-domains subfamily A member 3-like. The record is from RefSeq and is a predicted model, not a curated record. Gene Ontology annotation, biological process: cell surface receptor signaling pathway. Bases 83 to 727 code for a protein of 214 amino acids. NCBI's taxonomy places the organism in Eukaryota, Metazoa, Chordata, Mammalia, Carnivora, Felidae. The transcript is spliced from 6 exons. Gene Ontology annotation, cellular component: plasma membrane.